Molecule: messenger RNA, 2354 nt
Organism: Lucilia sericata (common green bottle fly)
Lineage: Eukaryota; Metazoa; Arthropoda; Insecta; Diptera; Calliphoridae
Gene: lic
Product: dual specificity mitogen-activated protein kinase kinase 3
Exons: 4
Coding region: 650-1639 (329 amino acids)
Biological process (GO): stress-activated MAPK cascade; protein phosphorylation
Molecular function (GO): MAP kinase kinase activity; ATP binding
Source: RefSeq, a predicted model, not a curated record
UAACAAAAAGAAAUUAAAAAAAUCGAACGAGCAACGAAACGAAACACGAUAAAAUAAUCUGCUUUGUCAAAAAACUAUAGAAAAUCUAUUUUUUUAACGAAAACUUCUACAAGAAAUUAUAAAUUUUUAUUAAUAUUUGCAGAUAUUUACAAAAUAAAUUAAAACAUUGUAUUAACAAAUUAAGAAUUUAGCUAUUCAAAUAGCAAGUGUUAAACACAACACGCCGACAUAAUGUUUUCUUAAAAUAGUACCAAAAAAGGUAAAAAUAAAAAAAAGAAAUAUCCAAAACUUAUUGAAAACUUCAACAAGCCUAUAAAAACGGCCCACACUCAAAAAAUUUGCACUGAAGAAAAAAAUUAAGUAAAAUUAUAAAGUGUAUGAAAAAGAAAAAUAAAGUUAACGAAACAAUCGAAUAGAAUUAAAUAAUAUAAAGUUAUAAACGAAAUAUUAAAAAAUAAUAUAAAUAAGAAAAAUUAAAAAAGUACAAUUUGUUCAAAAAGUGACGUUUUGCUGCUGCUGCACAUUACGAACGCACCGCCAUUCAAUACAAAUCUUUAAAUAAUACUACGAAUAACAGAGAGGGAAGAAACGUAAAAUACUUUAAGUUUAUUUAGGAACACAGAAUAAAUUAUAAAACAACAGCCACAAAAUGUCCCGACCAAGACCAAAACUUCAUAUGACCAUACAAAAAGAACCGGAACCAGAAUUAGUUCCUCCCCGUAAUUUAGAUUCUAGCACUACUAUACAAAUUGGAGAUCGAACCUUCGAAAUUGAUGCUGAUAGUCUAGAGAAAAUUUGCGAUUUGGGUCGUGGCGCCUAUGGUAUUGUUGAGAAAAUGCGUCACGAACAAACCGGUACGGUAAUGGCGGUGAAACGCAUUACUGCUACCGUCAAUCGUAAAGAACAAAAACGUUUACUUAUGGAUUUGGAUAUAUCGAUGCGUUCCAGCGAUUGCCCUUAUACGGUGCACUUCUAUGGUGCCCUAUUUCGUGAGGGUGAUGUAUGGAUUUGUAUGGAAGUUAUGGAUACCAGUUUGGAUAAGUUUUAUCCAAAAGUUUUUAAGAAUAAUCUUAUUAUGGAGGAGAGUGUUUUGGGAAAGAUUGCCAUGUCUGUAGUCAAUGCUCUACACUAUUUACACGCCCAAUUAAAAGUUAUACAUCGUGAUGUCAAACCAUCAAAUAUUCUCAUAAAUCGCAAUGGCGAAGUUAAAAUGUGCGAUUUUGGUAUAUCAGGUUAUCUCGUCGAUUCAGUGGCCAAAACUAUAGAUGCUGGCUGCAAACCCUAUAUGGCACCCGAACGCAUCGAUCCCUCCGGCAAUCCGGCACAAUAUGAUAUACGUUCUGAUGUCUGGUCAUUUGGCAUAAGUAUGAUUGAAAUGGCAACUGGUAAAUUUCCCUAUAAUACAUGGAAAACACCAUUUGAACAAUUAAGACAAGUGGUUAAGGAUGAGCCACCCCGCUUAGAACCGGGUACAUUUUCACCCGAAUUCGAAGACUUUAUAACCAAGUGCCUGCAAAAGAGUUAUACAGCACGACCCAAUUAUGAGCAAUUACUGCAGCAUCCUUUCAUAACGGAACAUGCUAAACGUAAUACGGAUAUUUCAAAAUUUGUAGCUGGUGUAUUAGAUAUGCCAGAGUAGGAAGAAGAUAUUCUUCUUCGUCUUUUUCAUAAUUUCUCUAUUUAGUUUAUUGUUAUUUGAUGUUCAAAAAACCCAAUUAAAACCCAAAUAAAACAACAAUCAAUUAAGCAAACAACAAACAAAACACUACAAUCAAGGAUUAACUAAAUAAAAUGUUAAGCUGUUGUUGCCAUUACAUUAAAUAAAUUAAUAAUUAAACAAAUAAGGCUUCCACGCAAAAUGAUUACAUACAAAGUGCUUUAAAAAUUAAACAAAUUUCAAACAAUACAUUAUAAAUAUUUUAGUUUUACUAAGUAUUUCCCAACAACUAACUACUUACUAGCAAACUUUGGUGUCAAUUAUUUGUACAUGUUAAUUUUGUAAUAAAUACAAUCUAAAAUCAACCAACCUGCCUGCCCCUUAAAAAAAAAAAACUAAAUUCUAAAUACCACAAAACAGCCUGAAGUGAAAAAAAGAACAAUAAAGUGUAUUUAAUUACACUCCUUCCUCUAAUUGUAGUUGUUUACGUUUUGAUACCAUUAUAUAUUUUUAUUCUUUAUUUUUAUUUUAUAAAAAGAAAUUAAUGCAUGUUUACUAAGAUUAAAAAGUAAAAAAAAAAGCAAAAUGUAAAGAAAAUGCAGCAGUUGAUAAAGUCAAUUAAUUAUGUUAAAUUAUUAUUGUAUACAAGAGAAAAAUUACAUUUUCCUGUAACGAAAUAUAUAGAAUACAAAAAAAA